Acanthaster planci (crown-of-thorns starfish) is the source of this 4276-nucleotide messenger RNA. It is a transcript of the gene c2orf76, whose product is annotated as chromosome 2 open reading frame 76. NCBI's taxonomy places the organism in Eukaryota, Metazoa, Echinodermata, Asteroidea, Valvatida, Acanthasteridae. The record is from RefSeq and is a predicted model, not a curated record.
CUAGAUCUAGGAUAGCGUACAAGUGGAACGUUUGUCUGUUAUGUGCAGUUUUAAUUACUAAAAGUACUCUCCCAUGCGCAGAUGCGUGAGACAUGAUUGAAGUGGCCCGUACUCGCACUGUCGCUAACACGACAGUCAAACUCAUACCUGAGCAUGCUGAGUGAGUCAUCCUGGUCAUGACAAUCUCAGUCAUGAUAUUGACAGCCAUGACAGUCUUACUCAUGUCUCAGGACAGUCACAGUCAUGACAGUGGGCCUGUUUGAAAUUUGAGCCCUGUCUGUUUACAUGGUUUAAUGCGGAUCUGUAUCUUGAUCAGUGAUCCUCAAGCUGGUUCGUGCUAUCUGAGAUUCCACAGACCUUAAAAAAUGAGAAUAUGCCGAAGACUUGUGUAAUAUUUCAGUUACCAUGGCAACAGAGUCACCAGUCAUUCUCACUGUGCGUCUCAUCAGAUCCUUUGAGCAUCGCAAUAUCAAACAUGUCGUGUACAAGGACAUCUCAUUGAACAUGACGGUGAAACAGUUAAUUGAAUUUGUCAAAACAGACAUCAAGACAAGAUCGGGACUUCCUCCUCCCUUUAAAACAUACGACUAUGACACGCUCAAGAUCCAGCACAAGAAAUUUGGGGCCAAGACAAGUGAUCCAGCAAUCAACACUGAGAAAGAUGAUGAAUUAAUACUCAAAGAUGGAGCAACUCUCUUGGAAUCCAAUGUUGAGUCUGAAACAGAGUUGUCUUUUUUCAACUGGAAAGACUACGAGAAAUACAAGGAGAAUCCUGUAAUCUCUUGGUAGGCACUUGCUGUCCUCCCUGUUGUUGAUAUUAUAACUAUCGGUACUUUGACAUUUAAAAUAAAAAUUGCCAAAGGGUAUGUGUUUACAAUAAGUCUCACUGCAAGGCAGUCCUCAGUGCCUUGCUCAAUAGCACUGACGUUUGCAUCGGUAUCAAACUAUGGGCAAUGAUUACAUCAUGAAAGACUCAUUAAAAAGUUUGGCACUGCAUAGCUACAUGUAGAUCACUUAUUCAAGGAGAUGAACUUAUCAUUCCCUGAAAGUUUUUCCUCCUUGCAUUCAAAGGGCACUGUCCGCUGAUGUACGUGCGAGAGCACUUCUCUGUCAUAGGGUCCGUUAAUCCCGCAACCUCCCCCAAACCCCUCCAACUCUCCCCCCAGGCUUUUUAUAAAACCUCACAGACAGGGAUUUCAAAUAUGGCGUGAAUGACGCGAUAAUCGGUGGAUUUAUCAAAUGUCACUCUGUCGCUGCGGCAAUCGGUCAAGUAUGAGCACGGUCAGUGGAUCAGACCUGGGAAAAGGAAUCGCUUGUUGAAACUGAUCUCCCUCGCCAUAUUUUGGCCCCGCAGUAAUGUAAAUAGCAGCUGUUUCUGUGUAGAAAUAAAAAAGCAUUGUGACCCUGUGACUAAAUUAGGCCAGUGGGUCAAAACAAAUUUAUGCUCUGGUAGUGAAUUUUGCUUUUAAAAUUAAGUGAUAGCUUUGGUACAGGCCACAGUUAUUUACAAGGAAAGACAAUGCAUGCCUACGAAUUGUUCUACACUCAACUAUUAAUCAGUCAUGGAAAAGAGACUUAUGAAAUGUGUCAGUAAAGUUUAAAUUAGAAUUUGUCUUAUAGAAAGUCAUAUUUAUUAAAUGAAAGACUUGAAUUUUCAAGGGCAUUAUUUUUGUAAACCUGCCCGUCCACUUUCUCUCCAGUUUCUGACACCUAGUUUGUUUGUUUACAUGAUUGGGGAGCAGAGCAGAAUAAAGGUAUUCAAAUUUUUCACCAGAAUUUAAAAGAAACAUUUUAAAGCCUGAUAACUAAUUGAGUUACUCCCAAGGUUGAAAAACUGCUGGAAAAGAGUCUACAGAUGCCAUCAUUUUCUCAUUUGAGUCAGACAGACAGCAAAGCAAGAAUGUUUCAUGUAUGGAAUUACAACCAGAAACUCAACUUCAAAAAUCGAGAUCGAGGAAUGGUCCAAGCUAGGGGAAAGAUUUCCAGUCACAGGUCUCACAAACCUUCUCCCAACCCAAUGUUUAAUUCACCCUGGAUUAAAAAAGGGGAGGAUGUGGGUGGAACAUUUCUGAGUCAGGUUCCCAUGGGGUCUGUAAACUGUUGUUAUUCGUGACUGCCCAUGUUUUGUCAGGAUAGAGCAACUAACACCUUUCAUCCCCAGAUGUGCCUAUCCGUCCGUCCUCACCUUCCUAUGAUUUCAUAUCUUUACAUUCCAACAGUUCAUGUCUUUGGUUUUCAUCCCUGAAAGCCAUGCCCUCCUCUUUUUUUUUUUCCUCUUUUUUUUUGACAUGGAAAUCUCCUUGAAGAAAUUUCACCAAACUUCAAAGCACUCACAUACUGUAACUAGUCUGCACUCUAAACAGCUUAUGUUAUUCAUAUGAUUUGAGCAUAGAGCAGGUUUUCCUUAAUCUGUGAUUUAGAUACUUAAAGCAUACCGAUACAGUGUGGAAGCAUUUUAGUUGGCAAGAAAGCAAGUUACCAGUCCAACAAAAUCACAAAGCAUACAUUUACACGUAUAUUUGCUUCACUAAGUUUACCUUGUUCUUAAAGCUUCUUAACAAUUUAAUAAAGCAACUGUGCACAAAAUGUGCUUAGCAGAGAAAAUGUUUUCUUAGCAGUAGUAGGCUUCCCGCCAAAGUUUCUUACUCUGCAUACUAGUUGCAACUACUAAGGAAUUAGGUCAAUUUCUGCUUAUGGAAGUGGAGAUAGACGAGAGACCUUAGAUCUCAACUGCUAAGCAGACAGAUUUCCUGAGCAAGCAUGUAUUUGCUCGGCGAGUGUAGGGUGCUAGCUAAUUCAGAUUGUCAUGUAUUGCGUGCUUGUGGCUGGUGCCCCAUCAAUUUCACUUUCUACUCAAUUCUGCUGAGCAGCUAUUUUGAAGCUGCUAGCAAUAUCGAACCUGACUUUAAAGAGCCAAUCCUUUUCUGUGCCUGAAGUUCAGUAUAACCAGCCCCAGAUGCCUGGGUUCAAGACAUCCUAUUUCUCCGUAACCCCUCGUCUAGGAUAUUCAAUUUGAAAAGCAUCCCGCCCCUUUGAGUUGGUAAGACUUCCAAAAUCAGCCUCCCUGGCAUUCCUCUCACUUUGACAUCGUCUUACCUUUAAUCUCCAUAGCCAGCGAAACAAGUUAUCCUGAGAAGUGCACUUUUUUGCACUAAAUGCAGAGUCAGAGAUGAACAAGAACAGGAUUUGAACCACUAAUCCCUUAAAUAUAGUAAAGACAGUUGAUCAACUGAGUUAUCUUGCUCUUUGUUGUUGGGAUACCAACUAUUUCAAUGCCUUCAAUUUCCUCGUCGGAUGUCUGUGUUACGGAAUGAAGAUAAAGCGUGAUACACAUUUGUGUCUCACUGAAACAGCAGAAUUAGUUGCCUGAUACGGCUGGUCGCAUUUUGUUUCGUAGAUGAGCCCAGUUCGUGAUACGGUGAAACCAAAGUGGAAAAUGAAAUGCUUUCUUGUCUGCCAACUUCAGAACCACUCAGGGAUAAAAAUUGGCAUUGCACUAUUUCACCCCUCUCCCUUCUGCCCCAGAAUGCAUUCAUCUCUUGCCUCUUGUAAACACAACUGACUCCCGUUUGAAAUGUUUGUGAAGAGAGUUAUUGCUGGCCAUGAUUUUUUUUCCACCGUGGUGCCAACGACUUCUGGAGUUUAUAACCUAAAACAGGUAAUUGAUGAAAAGUUAGAACCACCUUUGAGGUCCAGAGAGCAGAGCCACGAGCACAGAGUUUGCACCUUUGGUCUUGUCGGUCACAGCGGUAACACCUAAUCCCAUUGUUCAGAUCAUUGACGUAGCUUCCUAAACUAAGCUAAGUUUUGUUUCCAAGCAAUAAUUUUGUUAAUCCUGCCCCUUCUUGCUGCGGGGGGUGUUGGGAAUGGCAUCAAAGUGUUGAAAACCAGACAUGGACUGGAAGAUUUUACCUGGUAGCGUGGAUUGUGUCUGAAUUUUCAGUUGAUCUUUUCUGUGAUAAGGAACAAGACUUAUACCAUUGGUCAUAUUAGCCUGGCGUUAUUAUAUGCAGUGGGUUUUUGUUUGUGUGUUUGUCUGUUUGUUUGUCGGGUUGUUCGUUUGUUUGAAAAGCUAGUGCAGCGUGAGCAUUACAAACCAGGAACGCAGCAUUCUUAACUUUCUUCACAAAUUUCAUUUUGUAUUUUAACCUUUAGAGUGAGUCAUACUUUUUCUUCAGUGGAAAUUUUGCUUGAACCAAUAUGAGAGCCAUGUGCUCCAACUCUGUAAAAAUUGUAGAACAGGAAUUAAAGAGUGUCAUUCCUCCUCUGUACCCGA